Messenger RNA from Liolophura sinensis, 2614 nucleotides. Its product is annotated as rhomboid-related protein 2-like. The coding region runs from base 147 to 1298 and encodes 383 amino acids. Gene Ontology annotation, molecular function: serine-type endopeptidase activity; calcium ion binding. The transcript has 10 exons. Gene Ontology annotation, cellular component: membrane. NCBI's taxonomy places the organism in Eukaryota, Metazoa, Mollusca, Polyplacophora, Chitonida, Chitonidae. The record is from RefSeq and is a predicted model, not a curated record.
GAAAACGUGGAGUUUUGACGGUGUGUUCAUGAGGGGAUUUUAUCGGAAUUCACUACUGUUUUGCGACUAGAUUUCGAUAUUUCCGAACUUAUCCGUCAUUUAUCGAUCAAGCGGAAAGCGAAAAACCGGCUGGUAAACGGGAAAAAAUGGGGCAAAACCAGUCGUCAAAAUACGGUGAAGAUGUGGAACUUCAACGCACCAAUUCUGCCAUAGUACGCAGGGACCUCGAAAAGGAGUUCAAACAAUACUUCAAUGAGCAUGGCCGGCGAGGUGUUCCAAUCGGAGAGAUUCGUGACGAGAUCGGUCGUCGUGGAUUGUCAUCAAGUAUUCCACAGGACCGCUUUGAUGAGCUGCUUCAAAGGGCAGACAGAGACUCUGACAUGUUCCUUAACUUUGAUGAAUUCCUUAACAUGAUGGCCAGGGCAAGCGAGAGUGAAAGGUCCGCCCUCAGUAAGACCAUCGGCGUGGCUAUAGAAAACAUUGUGCCGUUACGAAUGCGACAAGACUUCCUGGCCAACUACACUUGCUGUCCCCCACCAUUGUUCAUGCUGCUCAUCAGUAUUGCUGAGAUCAUCGUGUUUGUGGUAUACGCAGGGGAGUUGGCAGAGAAAGGGGACCCUGUGACAGCCACGAGUGGUGUCCCCAUGUACAGUCCCCUCAUCUACAAACCACGUCGACGCUAUGAGGCCUGGAGGUUCAUCACCUACAUGUUCAUACACCAAGGCUACCUGCACAUUUUGUUCAACCUAAUCUUCCAGCUGUUACUGGGCCUGCCUCUGGAAAUGGUACACAAAUGGUGGAGAAUCCUGGUGAUUUAUCUGCUGGGGGUUUUGGCAGGUUCUCUGGCCCAUUCCGUGACAGAUCCAGGUAUUGCACUGGCUGGGGCUAGUGGUGGUUGCUACGCCCUGAUUGGUGCACACAUUGCUGCAGUCAUAACAAACUGGAAGGAGAUGAAUUACAAGUGUUGGGAUGGAAAUUUUUGCCGCAUGCUGCUAAGUGCUCCAGUCCGUCUCAUCAUCUUUGUGUCCUUGGCCGGGGCUGACACAGGCAUGGCCAUCUACAGGAGAUACUUUGAGGAGAUUGAACACAGGAUUGGGAUCUCGGCUCACAUCGGUGGAUUAAUGGCAGGCUUACUCUUGGGAGUACCAGUCCUGAGGAACAUCAAUGAACUACCGUGGGAGAAAACAUUGGGCUGGGUUACCUUGGCGAUAUACCUGGCUGGCGUGCUUGUGGCUGUUCUCUUCAAUGGACUGUACAAGGGCUACCCACUUACAGACUGGUCUCCCUGUUGCCCUUGACAACUGAACUGUCACCAUUUUGAAACUUUCACACAGUUCUCAUCCGCAAGAGCUACCCACUCACAGACUAGUCUCCCUGUUGCCCUAGGCAACCGGGCAGUCUGAAUUUUGAAACUUUCAUGCAGUUCUCACCUACAUGUACAAGGGCUGCCGACUGACAAAAUGGCCUCACUGUUGCCUGUGACAACCAGACGGACUCCAUUUUGAAACUUUCAUACAGUAUUCAUGUCCUAGGUCUACCCAGUGGUGGAAGGGCUUUAUUACUGUUGUCUGUGACAACUGGACAGCCUACAUUUUGAAACUUCCAUGCACUUCUCAUCUACAAGGGCUACCCACUGAUGGAAUGGCCUCUCUGUUGCCUGUGACUCAUCUUCAUGUUUUUUUUAUCUCUGCUGACUUCUUUCAAGUGUGUGCACAAGCUGUGAUAAUGCCAGUGUGGGGUCUACUUGGCCCAGCUGGAAAACACAGGUUGUCAGUGUUUGGAUUUAUACUAUUGUGUGUGCUGUGUAGGCCAUCUCUAAAGUUGUGAUUGACAGGAAUCAAAUUCUUUGUGAUACCAGCAAGGAUAUAUCGCUAUAACUUAAUGGGAAACUUCAUUUCUUUUCACUGGGAAUUCAUUUUAAAGGAACCUACCUCCAAGCUAAAUCAGAAAGAUUAGUGGUUAUCUUUGAAUCCAUCUGGACAAACGUGUGUGAACCUCAAGUUGUGUCUGACAAAAGUGAAACUGUUGCCGAAAGCUGCAAUCCGCGAUUGAAAGGUUUUGUACAAAGUUUAUACUGUGACCUUUUCCCUGCUGUGACUUUUUUUCUUACAGUGAACUUUAAUGGCACAAGAAUGAGAUUUUUCUCAAAUUUGCAUGUGUAAAUACUGUCAUCAAACUCCCAUCUUUCUCAUAUAUGCUUUCUGCAACAAAAGAACAAAUUGACUUAAAUGGAAGCUGGUCAUAGAUCAAAUAACUUCUUGUGAAUCCCUGAAAUUUUUGCUGUAUUUUUUUAUUUGUGGGUGAGUCACUUAUAUAUUUAUAAGAUUCUAUUCUCUUCUUUCAAAAUAAGGGACUAUUACUAUGUGCUGUGUUUUCUUUGUCAUCUACCCGAGUCAUCACGUAAGCAUUUUUGUCUGUGAUAUUUCAUAUGCAUGAGCACCACAUCAGUGUGUUUACCCAGUCCACUAGUAUACACAUGUAAACUAGAAUCCUAGUGAUCCGUGGAGACCAGCUUAGCAUUACAAUGCUGAACAUGUCCUGUGUAUUCAUUGCUUGGGAUUGAUAUAUCACAGAUUAGCUAAAUAUUCCCACACUUGUGCAAGCACUGGCAUUA